Thunnus maccoyii (southern bluefin tuna) is the source of this 2674-nucleotide messenger RNA. It is a transcript of the gene zic2b, whose product is annotated as zic family member 2 (odd-paired homolog, Drosophila) b. Gene Ontology annotation, cellular component: nucleus. The record is from RefSeq and is a predicted model, not a curated record. Gene Ontology annotation, biological process: central nervous system development; regulation of transcription by RNA polymerase II. Gene Ontology annotation, molecular function: RNA polymerase II cis-regulatory region sequence-specific DNA binding; DNA-binding transcription factor activity, RNA polymerase II-specific. The coding region runs from base 255 to 1403 and encodes 382 amino acids. The transcript has 2 exons. NCBI's taxonomy places the organism in Eukaryota, Metazoa, Chordata, Actinopteri, Scombriformes, Scombridae.
GGCCUGAUGUAUUCCUUCGACUCCGUUCACCUCCAUUCACACAGUAAAUAAAAGCAUGGAGGCUCUGACUCUCGGGAGCUAACACCGAGCAGCGGGGGGUAAAGACAUUGCCGCAUGCGCUCUUCGUUUCAACCAAAAUACUCAGGCAGGAAGCAGGACAGUGGCAAACGUUUUUUCAGUUGGAUUUAAGUCAUUUUACAUAGAAGUGAGGUUUGAAGUUGGCGACAGGAGCGGGGCAGCCCGCCGUGCUGAGCAUGAAGCGGACGGCUGUAGUGGCCAGGCACAAUGGCCUCGUCUCUCCGCUGGGGAACAACAACUCCGGGGCUUCGAGCAUCGUCUCACCACCCCAGCAGAGAGGCACUAAUGUGUCCGCUUCUACCGACAGUGGUACCGGCGGUGGGAUGGACGGCCUGCUGGAUUUCUCCAAAGGCCCCACCGUCAAAACUGAACUGAUUUGCAAAUGGACUGACCGAACUUCCUCGAGACAGAGGCUUGGGCGGACGGCGACGUCCGUCUGCGACCAAACUUUCAGCUCCAUGCAAGAGCUGGUGGACCACGUCACCACUGAGCAUGUAACGGCGGGGCUCGAGACCCUCAGUCAUGUCUGCAUGUGGGACGAGUGUAUGCGCGGUGGGAAGGCGUUCAAAGCCAAAUACAAACUCAUCAACCACAUUCGUGUGCACACCGGGGAGAAACCUUUUUCGUGCGCAUUUCCCAACUGCGGCAAGAUGUUUGCACGCUCCGAGAACCUCAAGAUCCACACGCGCACGCACACUGGUGAGAAGCCAUUCCAGUGUGAGUUUUGUGAGCGACGUUUCGCCAACAGCAGUGACCGGAAGAAGCACUCACAAGUCCACACGGCCUCGAAGCCCUACGACUGCAAGGCUCUGGGCUGUACCAAGUCCUACACCCACCCCAGCUCCCUGCGCAAACACAUGAAGGUCCACAUCAAAUCGUCACCUACCUCUGAACCCCAUGACACGUACGACUCCAUUGCUCACCAACACGAACAACCUCAUCAGGCCCUCGAGCCACUCGACCUUAAAAUGAACCACCUUUCUCCAUCACUUGCCAAUAAAAACACUCAUUUUCCUCUUCUGUCCAAUCACGAAUUGGAUAUCAACUCAGCCACUGAAGUGGAUCAUAAGCUGCUGCUGAGGAGUUCGUCUCCAAUGACAAUGCCUCUGGACCUUUCUCUGUCGGGCCUGAAGAGUCAGCUGGCCCAGCAGCAGAGUAGCAGGAUCCCACGGAGGAGCCAGCGGUCAGUCAACCCAGCCUUACCUCAGUUAUCUAACAUUAAGGAGUGGUAUGUCUGUACCAGGACUACAGCACCACACUUUCCUCUACUUCACCCAGACCACAUCAAAUCAGAACCUAGUGAUGAUGAGCAGUACAUCACGUAGGAUGGAGGGACUGAUGGAUUUAGAUGUGAAGAACAGACCUCAUAUAUUGUCAGACCAGGUCAGGCCAGAGGAUGCUCUGUGGAAUCAUAGUUGCUAUAAUUUUUCAGAACCAGAAGUUGUAUGUUUCUACAUCCAUGGCCCUUCUAAGAUGGAGAAGAUGAUCUGAGGCUUUUUUACUCUGGUUCAAAAAUCUCCAAACUCAGCUCGGAGACAGUCACUACUUGUGAACCCAGAACAAUGGGUCAAAUGGUGCCAGAGGGGACAACAGAAAUUCAUUCAUUAUGGUUAUGAAACAAAAAGCUUGACAAGUUGCAAGUUAUCUAACCAGUGUUAGCUAGCUAACCUGAACUAACAAAGGGGAUAACACUGUGGACGCAAAUGAACUGAGAAUGUUGGUGACUGCUGUUUGCUGUUAAAGAAUAUGAUGAGGGUGUGUGUACAUGAUGACCUCUCUAGAGAAACCAGAUUAUUGACCAAUUUAUCUAAGAGCUCUACCUAGAUGAAGCAAUUUCAAGGGCUAAAUUGACACUGAUGGAAAGUGGUUACCCUGUUACCUUGAGCUCAUGGUAGCACUGUACACAUGUUAACACAGCAGGUCCAGAGCAACUGUUAAGAACUUGUUAAGGCCUCAGUAUGCUUUAAACAAACUAGUUUAUUCAAAGUGUGGUCUAACCACAUUUGCUGUCAAAGUGUUUCUACCUGUUCUGUGUGUCCACACUAGAAAGCAGGGUAAAAAGCCUGCCCUCAUAGCCUCCUCCUGCCUGCAUCUCACUGCCUCCCUGUCUCUCGCCAACAACUCUGUCUUUGUUGUCUCGACACAACAAAUUGUAUAUAUGAGAAUAAUGGCACAUUUUCAGAAAGUCUCUCCUCGAAGGCAUUCAUCGUGUUUGAUGGCUCAUGUAAAAAGUGACAGAAAUAGUUGUGUGAAGAAUGAAAAAGAGAGCCUGAGCUGGAUGAUCCAACAUGCACUUUGUUUGAAGCAAACUGAGGCCUUUACUAGCAAACCAUUUGUAACUUGUUCAAAAGUGUUUUAUGUUAUCACAGCCAGCAGUGGCACAUCAGCUUGAAGACAGUGGGUCGACCCUUCUUUGUACUGAUUAACAAGUGUCUCCUUAACCUUUCAACCAUGUGGACCUUUCAGGGGGUUAAUCAUCUGCAUCCAUUUACCCUCCAUUGACAAUUUAGUCAAGACCCCAGGUUUUCCAAAAUUACCAUAUAUGUGAUACACUUAUUCCUUUAACAUGAAAAUGUGUAUUAAAUGAUGCACAAGA